UUUCGUAACUAAAGCAAUCUUUGAUUGUUUUUUUUUUGAAGGCCCGAUACAACUAAGGACUUUCCUAGAUCAAGCUCCACUACUUAAAAGUGAAAGUAAGGAUGCAUUUCCUAAAAUUCCAUCAAUAAUAGAAGGACUUACUAAAUACUAAAUAGAAAACCAGACAUCAGAACCUUGCCUUUCGCUGAGAAAAAACUUGAGAGAUUUCUUAUUUAUGAAUACUUAAAAAAAUGUUUGGGCGCAAUUCCUCUUCGUACACGCAAGUGCAAAUGGUUGGACCUAACUUCAAAGUCGGCAGAAAUAUCGGUCAUGGCAAUUUUGGUAAAAUAAGAAUCGGAAAGAACCUUCACAAUAACGAGCCCGUCGGCAUCAAGCUGGAACCGUUAAAAAGCAAAAGCACACAAUUGCAGUCGGAGUUUAGGUUUUAUAUAAUCCUUGGCCAAGCAAAAGGACUUCCAAAGGUCUUCCAUCUCGGUACUUGCGGAGGUCGAUAUAACGCCAUGGUAAUGGAACUGCUUGGUCCCACUCUAGAAGACCUUUUUACCUUAUGCAGCAGAAAAUUUCGACUGAAAACCGUUUUAAUGAUAGCUGAUCAAUUACUAACUCGGAUUGAAUUUGUCCACUCAAAGAGGCUCAUUUAUAGAGAUAUAAAACCAGAAAAUUUUCUCAUUGGCCGAUCAAAAACUAAGAAAGAGAAAAUCAUCCAUAUUAUUGAUUUCGGUUUGGCUAAAGAGUAUAUUGAUCCGGAAACUGGGAAGCAUAUUCCAUACAAGGAACACAAGUCUUUGACCGGAACAGCCAGAUAUAUGAGCAUCAACACACAUUUAGGCAGAGAACAAUCUAGAAGAGACGAUUUGGAAGCCAUGGGUCACAUGUUUUUAUAUUUUCUUAGGGGGUCUUUACCUUGGCAAGGCUUGAAGGCUGAUACGCUUAAAGAACGUUAUCAAAAAAUAGGAGAUACUAAAAGGAGUACUACUAUUGAGUCACUCUGUGAAGGUCAGCCAGAAGAAAUAUCAACCUAUAUGAGAUACGUAAGAGGCCUCGAUUUCUUCGAAACUCCUGAUUAUGAUUAUUUGAGAAGGAUGUUUAGAGACCUCUACGUGAAAAAAGGCUAUCCUGACGAUGGUAUUUUCGAAUGGACGGGUAAAUUUCUCAAGUAAACUAACGCAUAAAGUGUCCUGGCUUAAUACCGAGGAACGUAAAGAAGUUCAUAA
This is a messenger RNA of Ceutorhynchus assimilis (cabbage seed weevil), 1214 nucleotides long. NCBI's taxonomy places the organism in Eukaryota, Metazoa, Arthropoda, Insecta, Coleoptera, Curculionidae. The record is from the annotation of a GenBank genome assembly.